CGUGGAAUAACCUAUAAUGUUUUGAGUAAUAUUUAAUGUAUUAUUUACAAAAAGAAUGAGAGUAUGACUGUGUAUAUCACUCUUGUCUACAGAUACAGGUCAUAUAUGGAAACAUCUUGAAAAGGCUCUCUAAAGUUCAUAAGCUCAUAUGUGACAGUUUUUAACUGCUUGUCAUCUCAAAUCUGUAUCCCCCAUCCCUCCACCUGUGCUCAACACUGUAUUGAACUGCCACAGAAGUGAAUUGUGAUCUCAAUUUAAACAGACACAGAUGCCUCGAUGCAGGACUUGUACCAGCAAACACUUUCAUUGGUCAAGCCCAGUAGCUCAAGGGCUGCUUUUGUCUGUUUUAACCUUUGGAGUGAUACUACCUAUAUGCUGUCAUCGUCUCCUUUACUCAUAUUAUUUUUUAAAGACUGUUUAUCUUGAUUCACUAAGUGAUGCAGCACUACAAGAAAGCUACGCCAGAGGCCAGGAAGCCCUGCAUUUCUGGGAAGCAGCAGCUUCUACAAAAAGCCUGAAAGACCCAUUGGAAACAGUUGCCAAGAAUCCGGAUCUCUUGGUCACUGUCGUGACAGCCAGGAGAGCAGAGGGGAGGGACUAUCACUACCUAUUACAAGUUGCACAACAGCUCCAUUCUCUCCUCAAUGCAUGUGGUGAAAAACCAUGUGCUGAGGUCAUGCUCUGUGACGUCGAAAGCGGUCCCACUUUAAAUGAGGAUGCUUUGCUUUUGGAGAAACAGUUUUUGGUUUUUAGACGUUCUCCAGAUGAGAGGUGGCAGAACAGAGACGUGGCCAACAUCUUCGAGAAGGAGAAAAGAGAUUAUGUUUACUGUCUACGCAAAGGAUGGGACCUGAUGAGGCCGAAAAACGUUGUUGUCCUGGAGGAUGAUGCACUUCCCUUGACAGAUUUUUUUCCAUCGGUUAAAAAUAUACUGUCGCGGAGAGUUGCACUUAAUACUUUAUACAUAAAACUCUACCAUCCAGAACGUCUGCAGAGAUACUGGAAUCCAGAGCCUUAUCGCAUUCUAGAAUGGAUGGGUCUCGGCCUGUUUGGGGCUACAAUCCUCCUCCUGUUGUUAUCUUACUAUACACCUCUUUCUUUUACCUUCUCAGCUCUUCAUUUUCUCUUUCUGGCUCUCUACGUAAUGGCUGUGGCUGAGCUGGCAGGGAGGCACUAUCUCCUGGAGAUCAGACGGCUUUCACCUCAGCUGUAUGCUGUGUGUCCAGCCACUGAAUGCUGCACCCCUGCUAUGCUUUAUCCAGGUAACGCUUCCAUUCGAGCUGCCGAAUACCUGGACCAGGCCAUCUGUGCUCAGGGAAAUGCGAAAGACAUGGUGCUGUACAAGAUAGCCAGAUCGAGGCCAGGUGAGAAGGCACACAGUGUUGAACCCAAUCUCAUCAAGCAUAUUGGAGCUUACUCCUCCAUCAGGACGAACCCCGUUCCACCAAGAUUAAUAUGACAUCAGAUUGUUCUCAUAGAACAUGUCAAGUUAAAUAUAAAACAUAUUUCAGGCACGGUUUUAACAUGUACUCAUUGAGAAGUUAGACACAAUAACACUUAGAUUGGGGCCCAAAAAUUGUCUAUACUCACAUACACUGAUUUAUUUGGAUAUAAAUAACAAAAAUAAAACCUAGAGAAGUUUUAUAUAUGUGACCCCUUGUUUGCUGCAGCUUCGGUCACCGAUGCUUUAAGAAUGUGAUGUAUUUUUAUACACAUUUCUAUCUUGACUAAAGAAUGGUAUGUUUCAAUUUUGCAGUCUUUACAAUGUUAUAUAUUUGAGAUUGAUAUAUUAUUAUUAUUAUUACUUGCAUCUGCUAGAAUGAUCAUUAUCUUUCAUUAGUGAAUUUCCUGGUUUCGUUUAUAUACCACACCAGCAAUAAAAUAAUUUUAUAUUUCAUGGCUGAAAUGUGAUUAUGUUUAAAGAAAUCAUAGCUGGUUGUUUUCCAGAAAACUAGUUUUUAAUCAAGUUUUGAGAUUUACACCUAGAUUGCUGCUUGUCUUUUAAAAUAAUGUUAUCAACUUUUGUCUAUUUGUCUAGUGCAGAAAAAAUGGAAAAAUUUAUUUUUGCAUCAGAAGGGAAUUAAUAGGGUUAUGAACAUGACUUUAUAUCAAUCAUAAAUUAAUGGCAAGUUUGCACAGUCAAAACACUUUAAAAUUAAGAUAAAAAUAUCCCCAGAUACUGAUUUAUUUACGUUAAAAGAGAGAGAGAGAUUGUUUGCAUGGACUUGUAUUGAUCUCUCAAUAUAUGGCGUUUAUAGAAAUCACUUUUGGUAGAAAAUAAAUAU
This is a messenger RNA of Sinocyclocheilus grahami, 2285 nucleotides long. It is a transcript of the gene pgap4, whose product is annotated as post-GPI attachment to proteins GalNAc transferase 4. Gene Ontology annotation, biological process: GPI anchor biosynthetic process. The record is from RefSeq and is a predicted model, not a curated record. Gene Ontology annotation, molecular function: glycosyltransferase activity. Bases 269 to 1459 code for a protein of 396 amino acids. Gene Ontology annotation, cellular component: Golgi membrane. The transcript has a single exon. Lineage: Eukaryota; Metazoa; Chordata; Actinopteri; Cypriniformes; Cyprinidae.